Molecule: messenger RNA, 1949 nt
Organism: Xiphophorus maculatus (southern platyfish)
Lineage: Eukaryota; Metazoa; Chordata; Actinopteri; Cyprinodontiformes; Poeciliidae
Gene: setd4
Product: SET domain containing 4
Exons: 12
Coding region: 109-1539 (476 amino acids)
Biological process (GO): peptidyl-lysine monomethylation; peptidyl-lysine dimethylation; positive regulation of transcription by RNA polymerase II
Molecular function (GO): transcription coactivator activity; histone H3K36 methyltransferase activity; histone H3K4 methyltransferase activity
Source: RefSeq, a predicted model, not a curated record
CAGUACUGCGCAGCUUUACCACGCAUACCCGGAAAAAUAAACAUGCAAAGAACCUAGCAAAGCAUGGAUAGAAAGUCCAACAUUGUUUCUUGACCACUGGUGGGAGCCAUGAAAGGUUGCAGGGUUAGAGCUGGAAGAACUGUGAGAAAGAGGAAACGGAAACGUGAACAGUCCGUCCAUUCAGUCUCUCUAAGUCAUCAGCCGCAGUACAUCAGCCUGAUGAGGUUUCUCCACCGGAGAGGAUUCAGCUCAACGCUGCUGCAGCCUGCUCUGUUCUCUGACACAGGCAGAGGACUGCAGACUCUUCAAACUAUAAUGCCAGGGGAGCUGGUUGUUUCUCUGCCGGAAUCCUGUCUACUCACAACUUCCACCGUUCUCAGUAGCUACCUGGGAGAGUACAUCAAGAGUUGGAAACCCCGCCUUUCUCCUCUCUCGGCGCUUUGUGUUUUCCUGGUGUGUGAGCGCCAGCGUGGGGAGGCCUCUGAUUGGUUCCCGUACAUCAACGUGCUGCCCAGCUCUUAUGCCUGCCCCGCGUGUUUCUCAGACGAGGUGAUAGACGUCCUGCCGGCCGGCGUGAGGAGGCGGGGCUUAGAGCAGAGGGGGGCGGUGCGUGAGAUGCACUCCUCCAAUCAGGAGUUUUUCAGGACUCUGCAGCCAGUUCUGAGCCGACCCACAGAAGAUGUGCUGACAUAUGAAGCUCUGAGGUACACAAACACACUGAUGAUCACCAAACCUGGUUCAGUCUGCUAUUUCAGCUGUUGUGACUCCUUCAGGUGGGCUUGGUGCAGCGUAAACACGCGCUCUGUCUUCAUGUCCCGGCCAUCCAGCUGCUUCCUAUCUGGACCUGAUACUUACGCUUUAGCUCCCUUCCUGGACCUCCUCAACCACCGCCCUGAUGUCCAGGUAAAAGCGGGUUUUAAUGAACAGACAAAAUGCUAUGAAAUCAGUAGUGUCUGUGGUACACCACGCUAUGAGCAGGUAUUCAUUAACUAUGGUUCCCAUGACAACCAGCGCCUGCUUUUGGAGUACGGAUUCGUUGCCAUGAAUAAUCCACAUAGCGUCGUGUAUGUGGAACCAGACUUACUGUGUGACAUUUUAAGAGGUGAGAAGAGUUUGGAUCAGAAGAUGAAGUUCCUCAGAGAGAAUCAUUUCCUUGAGAAUCUCACCGUGUCCAGUGAAGGUCCCAGUUGGAGGCUGAUGGUGGCUCUCAGACUGCUGUCUCUGCCACAAACACUGUACCACCUGUGGAGGUCAGCGCUGCUCGGUCAGGUUGUUGAUGAAAAGACAGAAGUGAGAAGCAGCCAGACAGCCAGGACUUUAUGUCAACAGCUGCUGAAAGAUACACACAUAGCUCUGGAUAAGAUCUCCCAGCUUCUGGGUCAGUGUGGGGGGCCAGUCAGGGAGCAGCUGGAGGUGGUGAGGGAAUUGCGCCAGGAGGAGAGGAGGAUCUUGGAGAGCUGUGUUACAGCUCUGAAAGACUCUGUAACUCUAGAAAAAGAGACUUCCUCAUGCAAAGCAAACGUUGGAGCGAUGAGCUGACACCUUACCGGUCUUCUGUUCACACAGCUGCUGUAUCAUACUUCUUCCUGCCCACAAAGCUGCUAAAAAGACAUUAAAAGUGCCGGUUUGAUCCAAAGAUUAUAAGAAAUAGUGGUGCACCAAUUGCAGUUUUCUGGACAAUCACCGAUCUUUACAAAAUCCUGACCUGCCAAUUCUGAUUUGGCUGAAAAGUUGCUAAAAGUCUGAAAAUCAGCCACAAAGUGUUUGGUUUUGUGGAUACGAUCAGUUUCUCAUGUAGAAAUCGGCCGAUCGCCAAUCUCCCAAAAUGAAUGAUAUAUGGGCCAAUUUAACGGUGCACCCCGAAGCCUCCAUCUGUGGACCUCCAUCACAAGACAUCAGAAAUUCUUCGAAAGUGCCUUUCAAAAGUAUUCAUAUGCCUCAAACAUUUU